AAAAACCAAAACAAUCAGGAGCGAGUAGCGAGCUGAAUGUAGAUAAAUGGAGCGGAGUAAAAGUAGCGUUUCUUCUUUAUAAAUAUACUCAAGUAAAAGUAUGUUGCUUAAAAACUACUUUUAGAAGUACAAUUUAUCCCAAAAGUUACUCAAGUAGAUGUAACGGAGUAAAUGUAGCGCGUUACUACCCACCUCUGCUCAGGAGAUCCCUUUCAGUGUGAGGAUGAAGACAAACAGAAGAUGGCGUUGUUCUGCAGCUUUUGUCAGGAAGAUAAUGCAUCAUUGCCUUGCCAGAAGCAGAUAUAUUGUGGCACAACGCACAGGUUUAAGCGAUGGAUCCGGCGUCUUGCCAAAUGAGUCUCUGGUCGCAGCUGUGGGAAAUAGAGUCCGAUUCGAUACCAUACUGCCUCCCUCAGUAGCACCACCAUGGACGUCCGUGGCCUGGACCUUCACUGGUUCCGGGGUGGAUAAGCCCAUAAUAACAUCCACUGCCAUAAACAAAACUGGACCUGGGUAUGAAGGCCGGAUCAUCCUCUUCAUAGAGACGGGGUCUCUUGAGCUCAGGAACCUGGCUCUGGAUGAUAGUGGAGACUACAAAGUUAGCAUCAUAACAGGUGGCGGGGACCAAAUCACAGGAUCCACCAGACUGAAGACACUUGUUCCAGUCUCUAAUGUAAUGUUAAAGGUCAGCAACACCGACCUGGUGGAAUUUAACAGCACGGUCCGCCUGUCCUGCUCUUCGUUGGGAUCGUCCAUCUCUUUCUUCUGGCUGAACGGCAGCUCCGAGGUCAUGCCUAGCGACAGAGUUCAUUUCACUGACCAAAACGCCACUCUCACCAUUGCUGGCGUAACCCGUUAUGAGCAGGCGGCGUUCGCGUGUCGGGCGUCCAAUGCCGUCAGCGAAGACACCAGUGGUCCACAGAAUCUUUUUGUCAGCUUUGGUCCGGAUGAUGUAGAACUUAAAGGACCUUCACCGGAACAAUACUUUGCCGAAGGAUCAAACAUCGUCCUUUCCUGCUCUGCUGACUCCAGACCACCUGCCGGCUUUUCCUGGGCUCUCAAUGGAGUGCAGCUGUCGCACAUCAAACCAAACCUACCAUUGAUGAGCAUUCAGGAGAAGCAGAGUGGGAAUUACAGCUGUUUGGCCUCGAACAGCAAAACAUUAAGACACAAAUCAUCGCAGCCCCUGUCUAUAAAUGUUUUAAAGAACAUCUCGGGCGGAUCAAUCGUGGUGACGACAAGUCAGCCGAUAGAGGGGAUGGCGGUGAAUCUUACCUGUGAUGCCGCUGGCUCGGUCUUCACCAGAGAGUGGAGGAAGAGCGGCUCAGCCCUGGUUCCGGACGACCACAUGGCGCUGCACGAAAAAGGCAGAGUCUUGUCCUUCCAGGCUGUGAGGAGAACCGACAGUGGCCCGUAUUCCUGCAGAAUAAGCAACCCCAUCAGCAUGGAUGACGUCAAUUACGACAUGCUCGUUAACUAUGGGCCAGAGUCCGUCAAAAUAUCGGGACCGACCGAGAUAUACGUGAAGCAGACUUUGACGUUAACCUGCUCGGCUACGUCGGUUCCAUCUGCCAGCUUCACCUGGACUGCUCAGAAUCAAUCAGAGAUACACAAUGGCUCCACAUUGGUCAAAAACAACAUUGACUUUUCUGACAGUAAAAGCUAUUUUUGCAUUGCAUCAAAUAUCAUAACUGGAAAAAAUACAUCUGCUGAACAUAUGCUGGCUGUAACAGAGGAGAGUGCAUCUCCGUGCGGGGCUGGUUGUAUAGCCGGAAUCGUACUCGCAUGUUUGGUCAUCUGUGGAGCGGCUGCUGGUGGAGGAUACUACGUCUACAAUAAACAGAAACAGUCAAAGAAUCGUACCGGCAGAAACACCUCCACCAGAACAGUCGGUGAAGGCCAAGACAGUACAGCAGACACAAAGGAGGAGUUGAACUAUGUGGACCUUCGUAUUUUACGGACAAAGGAGGGCGACAGGACGGCCCAGCUUGCACAGCAGAAAAACUCCUCAGAAUACGCAGAGAUCCGAGUGAACAACAAGCCUCCCUCGGCGUCCUCCCCUCCUAACUACGACGUCCACAUGCAGAGGACGAAGAGGCGAGCUCCUCAGCCGUUUGAUACGAAUGAAAUCCAAAUCUAACAUCUGGUUCAAUCAUGCUGAAACUGGUCUACAAUGAACAUGUUGUCAUGGAGACGCAGUCCCCUUAAUGGUGCGCUAAAGGCUUGUGUUUGCAUAGUCAGUUAAUCAUUUGUCUCCUGACUGACAAACCCCGUUUCCAUAUGAGUUGGGAAAUUGUGUUAGAUGUAAAUAUAAACAGAAUACAAUGAUUUGCAAAACCUUUUCCACCCAUAUUCAGUUGAAUGCACUACAAAGACAAAAUAUUUGAUGUUCAAACUCAUAAAAUGGCCGUGCCUGCAACUUGAGGGUUGCAGGUUCGAUUCCCGCUUCCGCCACCCUAGUCACUGCCGUUGUGUCCUUGGGCAAGACACUUUACCCACCUGCUCCCAGUGCCACCCACACUGGUUUAAAUGUAACUUAGAUAUUGGGUUUCACUAUGUAAAGCGCUUUGAGUCACUAGAGAAAAGCGCUAUAUAAAUAUAAUUCACAAUUCACAAUAUAAUCUGACUAAAACACUAGUAACACAAUAAGCAGAUAAGGGAUUUUCCAGAAUCAUCCUAGUAAAUGUGUCUAAUAACAUCUGAAUCGCUCCCACUGCCCUCGUCUUUUUUUCUAGUCCUUCACUCUUACUUUCCUCAUCCACGAAUCUUUCAUCCUCGCUCAAAUUAAUGGGGAAAUUGUCGCUUUUGUCAGUCCGAUUCGCUCUCGCUGCUGGUGGCCAUGAUUGUAAACAAUGUUCAGAUGUGAGGAGCUCCACAACCCGUGACGUCACGCGCACAUCGUCUGCUACUUCCGGUACAGGCAAGGCUUUUUUAUUAGCGACUAAAAGUUGCGAACUUUAUCGUCGAUGUUCUCUACUAAAUCCUUUCAGCAAAAAUAUGGCAAUAUCGCGAAAUGAUCAAGUAUGACACAUAGAAUGGACCUGCUAUGCGGUAUAGCUCGGUUGGUAGAGUGGCCGUGCCAGCAACUUGAGGGUUCCAGGUUCGAUUCCCGCUUCCGCCAUCCUAGUCACUGCUGUUGUGUCCUUGGGCAAGACACUUUACCCACCUGCUCCCAGUGGCACCCACACUGGUUUAAAUGUAACUUAGAUAUUGGGUUUCACUAUGUAAAGCGCUUUGAGUCACUAGAGAAAAGCGCUAUAUAAAUAUAAUUCACAAUUCACAAUAUAAUCUGACUAAAACACUAGUAACACAAUAAGCAGAUAAGGGAUUUUCCAGAAUCAUCCUAGUAAAUGUGUCUAAUAACAUCUGAA
Nerophis ophidion (straightnose pipefish) is the source of this 3371-nucleotide messenger RNA. RefSeq names its product carcinoembryonic antigen-related cell adhesion molecule 5-like. Bases 224 to 2140 code for a protein of 638 amino acids. The record is from RefSeq and is a predicted model, not a curated record. Lineage: Eukaryota; Metazoa; Chordata; Actinopteri; Syngnathiformes; Syngnathidae. The transcript has 10 exons.